AGGGGAAAAGAACCAGCGAUCAGCAUUUCGCUGAUUUUCAAGUGCACACCGAGCAGCGCGUCAGGCAGCUUUGGGUCAGAACACGCCAAUUCGGAGUUUAGGCAAAGGCAGAGGCCAGCGCGGUCACGGAUUCCGAGCGGGGGGCGGGGCCGACCACACACGUUGUGAGACUCGGAGGCUGAGGAGUGCGGGUUAGAAAAUGUGACCCUGGCGACUGGUCCACCUGUAAGCGGAGCGUGCCGAGCCGCCAGCGGAGGCGAUGGCCAGCCCCGCGCCCUUAGUGGCCUCCAUCGGCCACCAAAUGGUGGCUCUGCAGACCUUGCAGCUGCUGCAGCAGGAGUGGGGCUGGGGGGACGGUCCGGGCGCCCCCGGGAACCCGGACCACGUGUCCACCUGCCCCAGUCGGCGCUCAGGCCGGCAGCGGGCCUGGCCGGGGCCCGGGCGCGAGGAACGGGGCAGGGGCGUGGGGGCCAGGAAUCGGGGGACCCGCACACGGGCUAGCUCCCCAGAGGAGGCGGUGGUGCGGGGCGCGGAGGGGGGCGCUGAGCUACUGCCCUUUCCUCGGGACCGCGGACCUUGCACCCUGGCCCGGAUGGCGAUGCGCAGCGCGCUGGCCCGCGUGGUGGACUCGACCUCGGAGCUGGUCAGUGUGGAGCAGACGCUGCUGGAACCCCUCCAGCAGGAGCGGUCUUUUCCCAUCCACCUGAAGGACAGUGUUGAGUUUAGAAACAUCUGCAGUCAUUUGGCUCUACAGAUUGAAGGACAACAGUUUGACAGAGACUUGAAUGCUGCCCACCAGUGUUUGAAGACAAUAGUCAAGAGGCUGAUUCAGUCACUUGCUAAUCUUCCUUCAGAUGCCCACGUGGUAGCCUGUGCUUCCUUGAGACAGAUCUUACAGAAUCUCCCAGACAUAUGA
This is a messenger RNA of Saimiri boliviensis boliviensis (Bolivian squirrel monkey), 916 nucleotides long. It is a transcript of the gene DLEU7, whose product is annotated as deleted in lymphocytic leukemia 7. NCBI's taxonomy places the organism in Eukaryota, Metazoa, Chordata, Mammalia, Primates, Cebidae. The record is from RefSeq and is a predicted model, not a curated record.